AUGGCGAUGAUGAUGUCUGGCCGUGUGCUGCUGGUGUGUGCCCUCUGCGUGCUGUGGUGCGGUUUGGUGUCGGCCGAUGCCGGGGGUGACGAUUUUUCUGGUGGUCAUGGAACUUUAGGCGGAAGUGGAGUUGGGGCUGAUGGUAGACCUUCACUCCCGGUUGGUGGUGAUAUAUCCACUGGAGGUACAAAAGAUGAAUGUUCUCUGGGAAGUGGAGGUGGCUCUCCGGUUUCUGCUUCUCCUGCUUGCAAAUCUUUACUUUCUGAUGCGGAAAAUCCCGGGGGUAAGGCUUUAAAUGACACCAAGAAAGGAUUAUCCCGUGUUGAGGAGGACCCCGAUGCUGAGCAGGAUCCGCCACAGCCAGGGUCUCACGUUGUAUCGACAGCCGAGGUGCUAGCACCAGGACAACCCAAUUCUGAGGCACAAGAGCAGUCGUCCGGUAAACUAAGAACAGAAGAGGGGCGUAAUAAUGGUGAUGGCGGCACAACUGCGAAAGAAGAAGUGACUGGCGUGGAGAGUAGAGACACUGCUGACUUGUCCCCCAACGACAGCCGCCCGCCAAAAGCAGCACGACCAGUGACGGGGGAAGAGAAAGGCACAGAGAAACAGGCUGCAUCAAGGGCGUCAUUAACGCCAGCAGAGGGACGAGGGACAUCUGCUGCGACGGAUCAAAAAGUGGAAUUGCCGAAGGAGAAGGCCGCGUCCAGCGCGGGUGCCACAAACAUUCGGUCACCUGUCGGUCAACAACAAACAGAACCUUCAUCUCCUUUUACGAGUGGAAGUACUUCGACUCUGACUCCGGAAAAGGAACCCGCUGGGGAGGUCCAUUCCAACAAUAACCAACCACCUGGUGACGCAGUACCGACAGAAGGAACGCAACAUGAGACUCUUCCUGGCGACAAAACGCAAACAGAACCAGCAACUACAAACAACAAACUGAUUGACGCAGCUCCAACUGGCGACAGUGAGAGCAGCCCCACAGCUCCUCCAGCGGGAGAGUCAGACGCUGCCACAACCACAACCCCGAACAAUCAUGAUGCGCGUAGCCUCAAAAACAAUGGCAACAAUACAUUCACAGAAGAAGUGGAUCAGAUGGAAGCAGCAAUAAAACCCCAAAGCGCACCAGACGGCACUGACACUGCAGCAGCCAACAGUGAAGCAUCCACAGCAGCCGUAAACAUCUCCACUAACACAACAAACAAAACAACCACCGUCGACAGUGACGGCAGCACCGCGGUCUCCCACACCACCUCCCCUCUUUUGCUUCUUCUUGUUGUUGCGUGUGCGGCUGCUGCGGUGGUGGCCGCGUGA
Molecule: messenger RNA, 1311 nt
Organism: Trypanosoma cruzi
Lineage: Eukaryota; Euglenozoa; Kinetoplastea; Trypanosomatida; Trypanosomatidae
Product: mucin-associated surface protein (MASP), putative
Exons: 1
Coding region: 1-1311 (436 amino acids)
Source: RefSeq, a predicted model, not a curated record